ACUGAAAAGAAGCCAUGAUGGUGUGUGAUCGAUAUAGAUAUCGUUAACUUCCUUCAAAUGAAUGAUAAAAGUGUACUUCUUCGAUGAACGCGUUCCCAGAUUGUUUUUUUGAAAUUUCCACCUGUGGCAGGAAUGAGGACAUAGGAAUAAAACAAAACCUGCAAUCGUGGUCAAACUCGGCGUCAUGGAUUGAACUCCGACUGAAGUUUGGGUGGAAGAGCAGCAGAAAUCAAGCAGUUAAGGAUCGAGACUUGGCUUAAUGAGAGGGAAAAACCGCGAGACGCAAGCGCUUCUCCUGUUGAUGAUGGGCACCAUGCGCUCCUCGCCGUGUGCGUAAGCUGCCUUGGAGGAUCCACACAUUAUGAGACGCCAUGGCAUGGUGUGACCGAAGGGUUCAGACUUUGCUGGCCAUCGUGGGGGCCUUCGCCGCCUUCAGCCUCAUGACCAUCGCCAUCGGCACCGACUACUGGCUUUACUCCCGGGCGUACAUCUGCAACACCACUAAUGUCACCACAGACGAGACCCAGAUGCAAACCAAGAAAGUCAAAGGCGACCUGACGCACUCCGGGCUGUGGAGGAUAUGCUGUAUCGAAGGUAUCAACAAAGGAAGCUGUUUUCGGAUCAAUCAUUUUCCAGAGGAUAACGACUACGAUACAGACAGCUCAGAGUACAUCUUACGUAUAGUGCGUGCCUCCAGCCUCUUCCCCAUCCUCAGCACCAUUCUGCUCAUGUUGGGUGGCCUGUGUGUCGGGGUUGGACGUAUCUACAGCAGCAAGAACAACAUCCUGCUCAGUGCCGGCAUCCUGUUUGUGGCUGCAGGCCUGAGCAACAUCAUUGGCAUCAUCGUCUACAUCUCCAGCAAUGCCGGCGAUCCCAGUGAUAAGAAAGACGAGGACAAGAAAAACCAGUACAACUACGGUUGGUCCUUCUACUUCGGCGCCCUCUCCUUCAUCGUGGCCGAGUCAGUGGGCGUUCUUGCUGUCAACAUAUAUAUCGAGAAAAACAAAGAGACGCGCUUCCGAGCCAGACGUGAUUUCAUCAAAACCACCUCCUCCUCCUCGCCAUAUUCUCGCAUCCCAAGUUACCGCUACCGACGAAGGCGCUCGCGCUCCAGCUCCAGAUCGACUGACCCAUCCCGUGAGCCCUCCCCAGUGGGAAUGAAGAUUGGCGGAGGAAGCAGCGGAGGAGGAGGGUUGGGGAUGGGGUUGCCCAUGGGAGAUAUAUCUCUGUAUGCCCUCAGCAGGGACCCUUUGAAGGGUGGAAGUGGGACUGCGGGGCCCUACAGUCCUGAGAGGGACUCUGGGUUUUUGCAAGUCCACAACUGCUUCCAGAAAGAUCUUAAAGAUGGAGUGAGCAGGAGGACCACGCCGGUAUGAGCUCGAGAGUGUGUUGUUGUAUAAAACAAUAAGCUUGAUGGAACGUUUAGAUAUUGUAAAGUUGAUGAGAAAGGACAGCUCCUCCCUGGGGCUAUUCAACAUUGUUGAAAGGUCAGAACUCAAAAUUGUUCUCUUGCGUCCCUCUGUGACAGAAAAGUGCCAAUCUGUGUUUCAUUUGGAGGAAAAGGAAAACUGAUACUUUUUGUGAUAUGGCUCAGUAUCUUCUUUAGAAAGUGAAUGCAGACAUUUUGUAGCAAUAUUUGAAGAGUUUCAUUCUAAAAUGUGACACCUACUAUUUGAAAAAAGUGACUUUUACUCUCACAGAGAGGCUGAAAAAUGUACUUGAAGGUUAGCCACAUAAGACUUUGCUUGAUAAACGGAUGAACCUUUUAUAGACUUGAUACUCAGUAUGAUAAAUUAAACUUUCUUUCUAUUACUCUGAAAUGAAAAAUAUGUUUGACAAAGUGGUUGCUACAAUGAAGUGAUUUAUGUGAUUGUUUGUAUAAACUUUUGAGAGUAUUUGUGUCUUGUAUUGGUUUACCUUAACACAACUGGUGCUAACUUAACCUGUACACCUUUGAUAGUCUUAAGCCUUCUCAACUGCCAUUUAAAUACUUUUACUGUAUCUCAAUAACCUCUCUCAAGCUUCUAUUUGAGUCAUGUGAUAACUAUGUGCAUUGCAGUAUGUGAAAUGUGUGUAACGGCUCUGAAACACUGCCACACGACGACACAUAUUCGUAGUUUUAAUAUGAAUUUCUGCAAAUAUGUAUCAAGAAAAAUGACGCACACUAAUGUCAGAACAUGAUGUGUAAGUGUUGUCUAGUUUGCUCUCUGUUUGCUCAGGGACAGUGUAGGGAACAAAUUAAUUCACUUUUAGCGAUGUAGAGCUUAUUAUAAGAGAGAAAUAAUAUGUUUAAGUUGUUUUGGUUUUUCUUACCUAAAGCCAGACAGACUGUUACAGUUGGUGUGUAAAAACAGAGGUGAGAUCACGCUGUAUGUGUUGCUGUUAAUUAAUACGACUCUCGUUUCUGUAUUUACUGCCUUUGUGUUCAGAGGGGUUUGUGUCUGAUACAGAUUUCUUUUCAGUCAUGCCACAAAAAAUACAGCUGUAGUUGAUGCAGAACUCAUAUUUAAAGUAUUUACAAGUAACAAGAAUUGUGGGGGGAACCAAUCUCUUUCAAGUAAUUUUCAUCAAACAAGAAACAAUUCUGUGUGUGAUUUUUAAGAGCUGGACUGCUGCAUGAUGGAUAUUGGAAAAUUGCACUGACAGCUACAUUUUUAUGCAGAUCUUGUUAGUCCUCUGUUCUCUUCCUCAAGAACAAAGGUCUCAAAGUACCUUUGGUCAAAGCGCUCUACGCUCAGAAUAAAAUACUAUGUUUUUUAUUUCAAUAGAAUUAAAGAACAGCAAAAGUAAAUUAUGAAUGAGCAGGCAAAACCUUCAAAAAUUCAGCUCUGUAAUUACAGUUAACUUCACUUUGCUUGUGUUUUUAAUGCAACAUAUGAACCGGGAGUUGGUCGAUGGAGGCGACUCAUCGCAUUUUUCACACCUUUUGCUUUUGCUCAUAGGAGAAGUAUUUAGCUAAUGAUGCAGGGUUGAUGGUCCUGUUAUGCUCUGCUAUGAAACUGCGUGGCAGACAGUCGGGCAACCACAGGGUGUUAAAGGAAAUCGGCAUCAGCCAACUUAAUGCUUGAUUGAACUAACAGGCUCCCAAAUGCUCACCCAGACUUGGAAAAGCUUGUCCUCUUGUCUCCAAGCACGAGCUUGAGCAAAAUGGGUGUUGUGUAUGUGUGCCGGGCUAGUAGAAGUUCAAAUUACUCAUUCUUGGUAUAGCACACGCUCGACUGGUUUCCAUGUCAGCUUCAUGGUUUGUUUCCCAGUUGAAUAUUUUUAGCAGCAGUCAGAAUCGGUUUAAUUUGGUUGCUGCGUUGUGAAUCAGUGACACGGCGGUUGCCAUGCGUGUAUAAACAAACAGUGCCGUGAGAGGGCGUGUAGUCUCUGCAAAUUCUCUGCUCUCCCAGCUACAGUUGUCAUUCAAGUCACUGACUUGGAGAGGGGGGAAGCCUCGAAUGAGAAUCAACUUAUUUUCAUUCUGCAUGUGUGUGAUGUAUCUAUGUUAUGGCAAACUGUGUCUGAUGACCUUGUUUCCCAUUCCAGCCCUGAAUUUGAGCAACUCCUCUUCACCCCCCUCUCCUCCGUCCAUCACCCAGGCUGUUAAGCCCUGUGAAUUUGAAUGCCAUGGACCCUCACUGAUAUUUUCAUCCACAAUAAAGUCGCGCCCAGGCCCUCCUGUUGUGCGCCAGUGAAAUAUCUUCUCCAGUAAUUGAAGGGAGAAUGGCAGAGUCACCUCUAAAUGCAGUCACAGAACUAGUUAUGUGAUUGUUAGCAUCAGCACCUCGUUUUAUAGGACGGAUAAAAUAACCAUUUGCGGUGUCAACUCAGAUUCUGUCCUUGUGACCUAAUAUGCUGACAUAGAUGAUACAGUAUACUUCAGCUAUCUUUAACCUGAUAAAACCAUUGCAUAAUAAAACAUCAACAGCCAGCACUGGCUUAUUUAAAAUGCAAUUUAGGAGUUACAAGUUUAGUAAUUAAAAGCUACUCAAAGAUAUAUUAAUAACACUUGGAGAGCUGAUGAAAGUUCAUUGUUGGACUAACAAAAUUACAACUAUAAUAGGCAGGUGUAAAUGUUAAAACCAUUUAUAUGCAAAUUGGGAAUCAAUUUUGUAUAAAUUAGAGACAUCGACUGACGCCAGACUUCUUAACAUUAAUGACUUAACCUGUUGGCUUUCCUGAUAUUCAACAGACAGAGAAAAAACAUUUUUGUGUUAUCUGACACAGGAGAAAACAUCACAUAGUUGCUUAUUUUCUUUUCUGAAACCAAUGUGUGUGUCUUCUCACAGAGAAUGUCAGUUAUAAUGUCACCGUCAUUAACUGUGAGCAUGUCGCUUGUGGUAAGAGCAACAACAUACACCAUGCUGAUGUUUGGAGAGAUAUUUGAUUGAUUUCUAUGAGGGAAUCGCUGUUUCAUCAGCAGUACAUGUGAAUUUAAUAUUAUGUGAUCUUCAUACUGUUUAUUAGCUCAACAUGUACUCACAGGUUACAGGAUGAAUGUGAAAGCCAGAUGCGAUUCCCUCCUGAGAAAUUCUCCACAGGCGCUCUCUCUCCUCCCAAGUUCUUUCUGAAAAUUUAAAAUGGCUGACAUUUUUCCCGGCAGGGGGCUUGAUUCCUUGCUCCCUGUUGAUAUUGAUGCAAUACUGCCGAUCCAGGAACCACAGGCAUCCAUUAGCAUGACAUCUGUCACUGUCCUAAAGCCGCAUUUGGCCAGGAGCAGUCGGAGCUUACAGUAACCCUUUUCAUCUGCUAUGACACAUGAAAAGCAUCACAUCAUGAUGGUGCAGUGUAAUGUAUCUAAUUAUUCUACAACAUCUAUAGAAAUGCAAUUUAUAUAUUAACAAGCAAACACCACUGACGGUAAAACAACUCUUUAGCUGAUGAACAGAAGAAGCUGUCACCAUCAGUGGAACAAUUUUGCGCCUCUUCUCCCUCAUUAAACUGACACAUACAAAUAUUAAAAAUAAACUGAAAGGAUGAAAUUAAAGAUUUCAACAUUGCAAAAGUAAAUUGGCACAGAAAAGAGUGACACCGUGACACCAAUUUGAAUUCUGAGAUUAGAAUACAGAUGAAAAAAUGUUGUGAUAAAAGUCAUAAAUGUGAGAUUGGUGCAGAGUGGCAUUUUCUUAAAUCAUUUUAUCUGUCUCUCUCUUGUGCUCCAUAAACACUCAAACCUGUGUUUCAGUGAAAUAACAACAUAUAUCAGUUAUCUAUAAUGUAUGGUACUACCAAGCCUGUAAAUGCCUGUAAAAGUGUCUUUACUUCCUAUGAGAGGACUGAAAAUAUUUUGUUUUGCUUUGUAAUGUCAAUAAAAUUACUCAAAAGAG
Messenger RNA from Thunnus maccoyii (southern bluefin tuna), 5312 nucleotides. RefSeq names its product voltage-dependent calcium channel gamma-4 subunit-like. The coding region runs from base 372 to 1376 and encodes 334 amino acids. Gene Ontology annotation, molecular function: channel regulator activity; voltage-gated calcium channel activity. Gene Ontology annotation, biological process: transmission of nerve impulse; neurotransmitter receptor transport, postsynaptic endosome to lysosome; positive regulation of synaptic transmission, glutamatergic. Gene Ontology annotation, cellular component: postsynaptic density membrane; AMPA glutamate receptor complex; voltage-gated calcium channel complex. The record is from RefSeq and is a predicted model, not a curated record. Lineage: Eukaryota; Metazoa; Chordata; Actinopteri; Scombriformes; Scombridae. The transcript has 4 exons.